GAGACUAAAUAUAUCUUUGAAUUUAAUUAUAGAUUAUAGUAUUUAUAGCUGCUUGCGUCCCCAUUUUGUCAACUUAUGACUAUUUAUAGCACACCACGCGAAAAAAGGCCAACGUGGAGCGAACCAAACAACACAAUAACGUGAAGUCCGAAACAAGGUGUAAAAUGUGUUCGUGUUCUUUUUCCCUCUGUAUUUAAAGCUUCAUCAGCGCAAUGAUCAGUACACACUUAAGGGAUCAUAUCUCCUGAACACUGAACACAAGCGGUAAAAACGGGAAAAGGUAUUGGAAUCGACUAUACACAAUUGCAGCAAUGAGUUUCACGGCCAGACACAGAGAUGAGCUAGAAGACAAGGGCUACACGGUUAUAGAGGACGCAGUGCCCAACCACAGAGAGCUCAAGGCAUCCUUCUUUCAGUGGAUGACAGACAUGUUCGGGGAGGGGGGAACUCCAUACAGUCAGUAUUCCAUUGUGCGACACUACCAUGUCGGCCACCUGGAACCCGCCUGGUCAGCUCGGCUGCAGGUGAAGAAAUUCUUCGAGGCCCUCUGGGGCACAACUCGCUUGUUGACGAGUGUAGACGCUGUGGCGAUUGGCCAGCCACCAGAGAAGGGCGUGGAAGAAUUCGACAGCGAGCAUCAGCAUUGGCUACACGUGGAUCAGGGGGCGGGGCGAGAGAGUUUGCACGCCUAUCAAGGGGCGGUCUAUCUAGAAACGGCUGACCACGACGACUGGACGUUCGAGAUGCUAGAAGGCUCUCACAAGUACCACUCCGAGUUCUACUGCCACAACAAGAAAGCCGCCAUGCGCUCUUCCCUUUCCGACUUCUACGGGAUGAGGCAAGCCGACUUAGAAUGGUUCCACUCCGCAGGCUGCAGACGGAAGAGGGUGCCGGUCAAGGCUGGAAGUCUUCUGUUGUGGGACUCUCGUCUGGUGCACGCUAAUGCCAGGCCGGUCAAAGGGCGGGAACACACGGAUAGGUGGAGACUGGUGGUUUUGGUGUGCAUGACCCCAUGCGCGUGGUCAACGGAGGAAGACAUUGCCAAGAAGAAAAAAGCCUAUAAGAACCUGGAGAUGACCACUCACUGGCCCAGUGAUGACAUAGGUCUCAUGGGCACAUAUUUCCCUUCAUACGCAACUGCAGCAAAAAGCAGCACGAAGCCAUCACUUCCGGAAAUUGCCAAAACAAAGGAAGCCAAGCAGUUAGCAGGGGUCACUCCGUACAAGGUCGUUCGGGGGUCAAGGGACGUUGCUUGGCGACCAAAAUGGAACCCUAAAUGGAGACCGGAUAUGGCCGUUAAGACAGCUAGGUUGUACAAAGGGGAGAGCAGAGGGAAGACUAUUCUCAUUUGGUGCAUGUUUUUUGCAAUUUGUCUUUCAGUUGCAGUUGCUAUGGGGAGUUUUUUUCAGUAGUUUUCUAGUCUGAUUCAAGCAGAGGGCUUUCAAGAACUGGUAAAAAAAAACAUUUAAAAAAACAAACUACGA
Messenger RNA from Aplysia californica (California sea hare), 1484 nucleotides. RefSeq lists its product as uncharacterized. The transcript is spliced from 7 exons. The coding region runs from base 312 to 1412 and encodes 366 amino acids. Lineage: Eukaryota; Metazoa; Mollusca; Gastropoda; Aplysiida; Aplysiidae. The record is from RefSeq and is a predicted model, not a curated record.